Molecule: messenger RNA, 2126 nt
Organism: Cucumis sativus (cucumber)
Lineage: Eukaryota; Viridiplantae; Streptophyta; Magnoliopsida; Cucurbitales; Cucurbitaceae
Product: protein NRT1/ PTR FAMILY 5.2
Exons: 5
Coding region: 108-1886 (592 amino acids)
Biological process (GO): dipeptide transport; transmembrane transport
Cellular component (GO): membrane
Molecular function (GO): dipeptide transmembrane transporter activity; tripeptide transmembrane transporter activity
Source: RefSeq, a predicted model, not a curated record
AGCCAUUAAAUUUGCAUCUGUCUCUGUGUGUGGCACAGCACAGCACAAAUUCAGAAUUUGAACUGUUGAAAUAUACUUAUAUAUAGAGAGAAAAAGAAGAGAGAGAGAUGGGCGUAGAAGAAGGUUUGGCUGAUGACUACACACAAGAUGGAACUGUGGAUCUCAAGGGCAACCCAGUUCGUCGCUCCAAAAGGGGCGGAUGGAGAGCUUGCUCCUUUGUUGUUGUGUAUGAAGUGUUUGAAAGGAUGGCAUUUUAUGGGAUAUCUUCAAAUUUACUAAUAUAUUUGACAAAUAGACUGCACCAAGGGACAGUGGUUGCAGCCAAUAAUGUGACCAAUUGGGUUGGAGCUGUAUGGAUGACUCCCAUCUUGGGUGCUUAUAUUGCCGAUGCCUAUCUUGGUCGAUUUUGGACCUUCAUUGUUGCCUCUAUUAUUUACUUAUCGGGUAUGUCACUUCUAACAAUGGCUGUCUCACUCCCAACCCUACGGCCACCGCCGUGUGCCGAUCCAACCUCCGGUCAUUGUGAGAAGGCCUCCUCGCUGCAGCUUGCUGUCUACUUUGGUGCCCUCUACAUCCUCGCGAUAGGCACGGGUGGAACAAAGCCGAAUAUAUCGACGAUUGGUGCCGACCAAUUCGACGACUUCCACCCGAAGGAAAAGAAGCAAAAGCUCUCGUUUUUCAACUGGUGGAUGUUCAGUAUUUUCUUUGGCACACUUUUUGCUAACAUAAUUCUGGUUUACAUUCAAGACAACAUUGGUUGGACCCUUGGUUAUGGCCUUCCCACUCUUGGCCUCGCCAUUUCUAUUGGUAUUUUCGUCGCCGGAAUUCCAUUCUACCGCCACAAGGUUCCUGCAGGAAGUCCGUUUUCUCGAAUGGGUAAGGUUCUCGUGGCGGCCAUAAGGAAGCGAAAACUGCCGCUGCCUAGGGACGUUAAGGAAUUGUAUGAGUUGGAUUUGGAGGAGUAUACGAAGAAGAGGAAGUUUAGGAUGGAGGCCACUCCCUCUUUGAGCUUCUUGAACAAAGCUUCAAUAAAAACUGGUUCAACACAUCCAUGGCGGCUAUGCACAGUAACAGAAGUGGAAGAAACAAAACAAAUGAUCAGAAUGAUUCCAAUUCUAUUUGCAACUUUUGUCCCAAGCAUCAUGUUGGCUCAAGUCAACACUCUGUUCAUAAAACAGGGAACCACUCUAAACCGAAAAAUCGGCAACUUUGAAAUCCCGCCGGCCAGCUUGAGCGGUUUCGUCACCGUUUCGUUGCUUAUAAGCAUUGGACUUUACGAUCGAGUCUUCGUCAAAAUAAUGAGGAAAUUCACCAAAAAUCCAAGAGGAAUCACUCUGCUUCAGCGGAUGGGCAUUGGGAUUGUCCUCCAUAUGUUGAUCAUGGUCGUUUGUUCUCUUGUCGAGCGGCGGCGCUUGGCGGUCGCCAAAGAGCAUGGUGUUGUUCAAAGUGGCGCCCAAGUUCCAUUGAGUAUCUUCAUUUUGCUACCGCAGUUUAUUCUCAUGGGGACUGCUGAUGCCUUCAUGGAGGUGUCUAAGAUUGAGUUCUUCUACGAUCAGGCACCAGAAAGCAUGAAAAGUCUUGGGACUUCGUACUCGACAACAGCGAUCGGGACAGGAAAUUUUCUCAGUAGCUUCCUUCUCUCGACUGUUGCCAACCUUACCAGGCGAAAUGGACGGAAGGGGUGGAUCUUGAACAACUUAAAUGCAUCGCAUCUCGACUACUACUAUGGGUUUUUCGCGAUUCUAAACUUUUUAAACUUCAUCUUCUUCCUAGUGGUUUCAAGGUAUUACGUAUACAAAGCUGAAGUUUCAGACUCCAUAAGAUUGCUCACUGAAGAACUCAAAGAGAAGGCACCAUCUAAAGAAUCGUCAAACAACCCACAUUGAUUAAAGAGCCUUCUAAAUGACUUUAUAAUUAUUAUCUGUAAUCUUAUGAGUUCUAAUUUUCUUUUUAAUAAUCCAUUUAUAGUCUUGCUAAGUUUUUUCUUUUAAUUUGCAUGGGUUUGUGAUGUAAUAUAAUAGUUAAAUACAGUUCACUCAUGCAAGAGUAAAAUUUAGUUUUAGUUUUUGAAAUUAAAACAUAUAUAUAUGUUUGAUAAAUGAGAAUAGUUUGGCAAAUUUUGUGCU